This is a messenger RNA of Drosophila innubila, 3045 nucleotides long. Its product is annotated as zinc metalloproteinase-disintegrin-like MTP8. The transcript is spliced from 7 exons. NCBI's taxonomy places the organism in Eukaryota, Metazoa, Arthropoda, Insecta, Diptera, Drosophilidae. Bases 1 to 2799 code for a protein of 932 amino acids. The record is from RefSeq and is a predicted model, not a curated record. Gene Ontology annotation, biological process: membrane protein ectodomain proteolysis. Gene Ontology annotation, molecular function: metalloendopeptidase activity.
AUGGCCGCUGUUAAGUGGUUGUUAGCAGCAUCACACGUCGGUGACUAUUUUCCUGCCCUUAAUGAGUUUUCAACACACACUGUGAUACGCCCCCUAGUGCAGCAUGGUCGCACUAAGCGCGCUCUGCAUAGCACCCUGGAUGCAACGGAUGGUCUACAUGCUCCGCAGCUGACACUGAGCUACAUGCACCAAGGACAACGCAUCCAAAUCGAAUUGCAACGCAACGAUCGCCUCCUGCCCGACGCCCACUUCCUGCGCUAUCAGAAUGCCAGCAACCAGGAAGAUGGCGCCUCCGGCUACGUCGUGCGCAAUUUCACCAAGGCUGACAUUGAUUUAUGCCAUUAUCAGGGACAUAUACGUGGCAUACAGGACUCAAGUGUGGCGCUUUCCACCUGCGAUGGCAGCCUCAAUGGCGUCGUCUUCGAUGGCCAGCACACGUACUUCAUUCACCCGCACAUCGAUGGCAACGGAAGACUGCAGGAUGACCAUUAUCUGCUCAGGCACGCCGACAUGUUGCAACAGAAUGCUACCUGUGGCUACGACAGCAGCGAGGAUAACCACAAUCCACAGCAAGAUGAUGAAGGCUGGCAGCACGAGAUGGAGCAGGAAGAAGAACCUUCUUUGCCCCAACGUUUGGAUGGUGGAGAAUUCCAUCGGAUGUUGAGACGCAAGCGAAGGCAUGCGGAUGAAAGUCAACUGAUACGAGGACCGUACAAUGCCAACAAGUACUCCAGCUACGUGGAACUGGUCAUUGUGGUGGACAAGAAGUUGUACAACCAUUUCGGGGCGAAUGCAAGGCGAGUGCAUACGUAUUGCAUGGAUCUAGUCAAUAUUGUGAAUGCCGUAUAUAUGCCCUUAAAUAUUUUUGUGGCGCUGGUGGGCGUUGUCAUAUGGAACGAAUCGAACGAGAUUGGGAUCUCCGACAAUUCAACUGUCACGCUCCGCAACUUUCUUAACUAUCGAAGCACAAAGCUCGUCCUGGAGCAUGCCAACGACAACGCACAGCUUUUAACCAAACAGGUAUUCUCGGCCCAAGAUGUGGGCAAGGCUCUGAAAGGAACCAUUUGCACCUCCGCGAGCUCGGGUGGCGUGAUCAUGCAUCACAGUGAGGUGCUGGCAGUGGUGGCCGCCACGAUGGCUCAUGAGAUUGGCCACAACUUUGGCAUGGAUCACGACUCAAGCGAUUGCCACUGUCCGGAUGAGAAAUGUGUGAUGUCUGCUACCAGUACGGCUUUUGUUCCUGUGCAUUGGAGCAGCUGCAGCAUCGAUCAGCUGACGAUUGCCUUCUCGCGUGGUAUGAACUAUUGCCUGAGGAACAAACCAACGCGUCUUUUUGACUCGCCACAGUGUGGCAAUGGGUUCGUGGAACCCGGCGAGCAAUGCGACUGCGGAUUGCCCGCCCACUGCGAGAACAGCUGUUGCAAUGCCCACACCUGCAUGUUGCACAGCAACGCCUCCUGUGCCACCGGCGAGUGCUGUGAUCUGGACACAUGUCGACCCAAACUGGCAGGAAGCGCCUGUCGUCCGACAGAGAAUGAAUGCGAUCUGCCGGAGUACUGCACCGGCGAGUCGGAGUACUGUCCGGCGGAUGUGUUUCGCCGUGACACGGAACCCUGCGACAACAAUCAGGCUUUUUGUUUCCAUGGCACCUGUCGCUCGCAUGCUAGUCAAUGUCGGAUUCUGUGGGGUUCGACGGGUGACAAUUCCGUGCAUUGCUACAAGACGAAUGUAGAAGGUACCGACGAGGGCAACUGUGGCUACAAUCUCCACAACAAGACCUUUGUGAAGUGCACACCAGAACACGUCCAUUGCGGCAUGCUUCAGUGUACACAUCUUAACAAACGCCUAGAGUUCGGCAUAGAACCGGCAGCUGAGUCAGAGCACUUUGUCAAUCACGAUCGUAAGAUUUUCACCUGUCGCACGGUGCUUGUAGAUCUCGGACUGGAAACAAUUGAUCCUGGUAUGACCCCGAAUGGGGCCAAGUGCGGUGAGCGGAGCAUGUGCGUCAAUCAGAAGUGCAUGCCCCUGGACCGUGUGCAUGCCCCGGCCUGUCCCGAUAACUGCAAUAAUAACGGCGUCUGCAAUAGUCGAGGACACUGCCACUGCGAUGUCGGAUUCGGUGGUGAAUCGUGCUACAUGCCCGGAUACGGCGGCUCCGUUGACAGCGGUCCAGCAACAAAUCCAAGCAGCAAGCUGAGCUUCGAGCGACUUACUUGCAUUCUAUUGUUCCUGGUGGUGUCGCUUCUGUUAUUUUUCUGGGUUGUCUAUCACUUUAUGAUCCGCAACAAGUUCUUCUCCGGUGAAAAGCUCGCUGAGAAUAUGUAUGUGUCGACUUCCAGUAGCAGCAACAGCAGUGAUCACAGCACCACCACUUGUUUAACUUCUGCACCACCACCUCCAAUUCCAAUGCACGCACAACAACUUAACUCACCAACUAACACAAUUACUAACACACACUCCACAUUGCCCCGACUCAAGUCCAGGCAAGCCGGCUCCCAUGCUAUAGUGCUUCCGCCUGCCAUGUCCAAGAGUCGGAGCAACUCUGAGGUCGAUCAAUUGGAGUCACCCUGGCGACGCAAGCUGCCCACUCACCAGCUAAGAACAGCCCCACCUGUUCCUCCACACAAAAACAUCAGUUGCAACAUUAUUAACAAUAACAACAGUAACAGUAACAAUAAUACACUGCGACGCAAGCUGGACAUCACGGCGCCACGUCUGCAUGCAACAACAAAUACUUUGGCGCUCACCGAUGGCGCCCAACACAUACAGAGAAACCCCGCAAGGUUUGCCAAAAAAUAACAACAAUAACACUAACACACAACACUUCCAAGGAAAUAUUUGAAUGCAAGAAACAAGUGUUCAUCUUCCUUCUGUACUUCUUCCUUCGCAUCCAUCGUCUCCUCUUCUCCACCUCUUCUCUUUAUUCUUUCUCUCUCUUUCUCUUCACCUUCCUCUUCUUAUGUCUCUUCAUCCCCUUUGACGUAGUCCAUAUCCCAUUUCUCCUGUUCUUCCUUCUCUUCCACCUUUCUUUUAUCAUUCAACUUA